Ceutorhynchus assimilis (cabbage seed weevil) is the source of this 1200-nucleotide messenger RNA. Lineage: Eukaryota; Metazoa; Arthropoda; Insecta; Coleoptera; Curculionidae. The record is from the annotation of a GenBank genome assembly.
AAGAGUUGUCUGUUCUAUGUUUUUAAUUUUUCAAUAUUUUUAAAUAUUUGUUAUUAUUUAUAUGGAAUCAAUUGCCUAUUCAAUAAGGCAUCUAUUUAUUUUGUAAAAAGAAGGAGUUUACUCAAUACAUAAUAGUAUGCCGAAUCCAGAGGCCAGUAGCACCCCCUCAAAUCUUAGGAUUCGCAGCCGGAAAGGUAUACAUGUACAAAAUAUUUCUCAUACAAGCCCUAUUGGAAAAGCCACUCCUAAAGACUGUUUCGGACAACAACAGACAGAAACCAGAAAAUUCGAAAAUGACAACAUGUGGUCACAAGGUUUUUCCCAGGAGGGUUUUUUUUACAGUUCAGAUUCAGAUUCACAAAGUUCUAUUGAGCAAGAAACUUGCCUCAUUGAUUCUGACAAUAAUAAAUUUACCACAAAAUACUACUAUUUAAUGGCAGUAAUAAUGGCAUUUCUAAUGAUUGCUAUAUUAUUAUUGCCUCAAUACAAAGGAAUCUCAAAUAAUAAAUAUUCUAUUGAAGACUUAGAAAAUCAAUUCAACAAACAAGAUAAACAUUUCUGGCCUAGCAUCAGAGUCAAUGUACAAGAAAUACUUGAAUUCCAACAGCCAAGAGUGAUAAUAUUCCUAUAUGAAAACCACUCUUUGACUAUUGUGGAAAAUAUUGUGACAAGCAUUUCCAAGGUGGCAGUUUGUCUUUUGUCAGAUUGUUCCCAGGAACCAAUCAACAUCGAAGGCUCUGUCUUAAGUCCUAUUGCAAUCCAAGACGAUUUUGGCAGCAUUGUUUCAAAUUACCGCCAACAAUUAGACAAAUCUGGUGUCUUUAUUAUAAGGAAUUUACAAUUAGUGCCUGGUAAAUCGGCUCAGGCGUUACAUCUGUUAUGUGACGAAUACAACCCUUUAAUUAAAAGGGCAUUGUUUUUGUUUACUGUUAAAGUUGACAGUGGGUUAUUGCCUCAUGAUAAAUAUACUGCCACCCAAUUUUUGGAAACUCUAUUGCUUAAAGCUUGGGAUGAUAUUGGGGUAGAUGAUAAAUUUUAUCCCUUGUUUGCCAGGAUAUCAGGAACAAUUUUAACUGUACGAUAAAUAUUUUUUCCAGUAUAAUUUUGUUUUAUUUAAAGCAGGAAGCAAAUAAUUAUAACAAGUUCAAACUAACUAAUUAACGUUUUUAAUUGUUAAUUACCAGCCAUAUUAAAACUAUC